UUUUAAAAACGUCUUCAGGGCGGGCGGAGCUAAGAGAGAGACGCAGCCUGUGAUUAGAGCAGCGUCGUGAACGCCAUCUGUUCUGCUCUUGCUUCCGUGAAACCAGACCCCAGUUUUAAAGAGCAGACAAACAUGGUGACCAAGAGGAUCCACUCGGAGUACAUGAAGAAAUUCAAAGACCCCAAAUGGGAGACCUACGCGAAGUGUUACGAGGAGAUGCUGAAGUACAGGCUGACCCGCAGGCUGCUGGAGCACACACACAACCCCUGGUUCUGGAGCGGCUCCGACACGGACUCGGACUCCGGAGGCAGAAGUCCCCUUCCCCCCAGUAAGAACCAGGUGCGGGCCGAGGCCAGCAGAGACAGGACGGAGUGUGAGGGGCCGAGGGUGGACAGAGCCACAGAGACUGUACCCAGACUGCCCCUUCAAGAAGAGGAGGAGGAGGAGGAGGAGGGGGAGGUCCAACAGCCUGCAGUUUUGGGCUCACAGGCUGAAGGAGCCAGAGAGACAAGAGCACCAGAGGAGCAGAGAGAGGAGGAGCGGAGAGCCAGCAGCAGAGGAGCAGACAGAGACAUUGGUGGACCACAGCAGACUAAACCCAAGAGUAAAUCCAAAUCCUCAAAACAAACUUGGCGCUCCCAGCGGGUCCGACCUGCACCAGCACGGCAGCCCACGGAGGACAGCAGACAUCCUUUUGCUCUGUACGGUUCAGGAGAGAAGGAUGCAGACAUCGCAGGCAGGAAGACACACAAUGUCGGCCCUGCAGCUUCGACCAGUGAGAUCCAUGAGUCAGCUCUACGUGCCAAGACCAGACGGGAGGUGGAGCGUCAGAUUCAGACCCAGAGGACCGAUCGCCGCAGAGCCAAAUCUGCUGAUAUGGACAAGACCAGGAAGUUGGUUCAACCAGAAUUCAACCCCUGGCUGACUGAGUACAUGCGCUGCUUCUCUGCUCGCUCACGAUAGGACACACACAUACACACACACAGCAAAAAUACUUAGAUCAGGGUGAUUCCAGACUAAAAUGAAUUCAUUAUCAUGAAGCUUAAAUACCCAUAGAUGUGGAAGAGAAAAUGGGUCUCUACUGGUGUAUUACUCUCACAUUCAGGAUAUAAACAUUGAAACUCACAGUGUGGCUUAACGUUUUUUUUUUUGUUGUUGCUAUAAAUCAGUUUUAAUAUAUACAAUAAGAAACAUUUAACAGGGUUGACGUGACUGUAGAAAGUAACAAUUUGAAAGUAAAUUUAUAAUAAUAGAUAUGUCUAGUGUAUACAGGUAUUUUGACGUGAAUGUUGAGUCUAAAAUGCAGCCAUACUUUGAUACAGUCCCUUUAAACACCAGCUCACACAAGGCACAAAGCGUGUCUGAAUAGAUUCAGAUCUGUUCGUCUUCUUCUGAGAUCAAUGCGAGCCCAUGAACAUGAAGAACGUAGAAGUACUGAUUGACACACAGUAAUACUGUUCUUGUACAUUUUAUGGUUUAUCGAAUGAUCCGAUCUGACUUGGUUCAGAGUAAAUAGUGACUCACAGCUGUGUGAUCAUGGCGAGUUCAUUAACACCUUUACGUGUUAUUGACUCAAAAGGACCAGUGUGUGGGAUUUAGUGGCAUCUAGCGGUCUAGUUGCUCAUUACAAUUCUGUCGCCUCAACCUCUCCUUCUAAGCGUGACUGUGUUGGCCACAAAAUGCACAAAAAAAUGUGAAAUCUUGAGCAGGUGUUUAGUCAGACCGAGUGGAUUGGUUUGUGUUCUGGGCUGCUGUAGAAACAUGGCAGACUCUCUGAAGAGGACCCACAGCGUCUGUAGACAUGAAAGGCUCUUUAUCAUGUAACAAAAACAUAAUGACUGUUAUUUUCAGAUGAUUAUAAAGUAAUGAAGACAUUGUUAUGAAUAUUAUAUUCAAUUUCUGCCAUAUUCUGGGAAUAGAGCGCCCUAAAUCUGACACACUGGACCUUUUAAAUAGUUUCAUCUCACCAUUUGUGUUUGUUGUUUUAAUGUCUGUGUACAGUGAUCGCAGUGUGAAAAUGGAAGUAUGUGAGUUUUAAAGCCAUCAGAUGACUGUGAGCAGUGUUGUCAUGAUAAUAAUGAAUGUUUUAAAAAAGUCAGUGAAACAGUCAAAGGUUUAUUGUUCUAUAACAAGAAUGGGCACCAAGCUGAUCACUGAACUACCUUUUAGUUAGACAUACAUGAUGAAUACAUAUUGUUGAGUUACUGCUCACUGGUUAAAGCAGCAUGACCAAAUCAAGCAGCACUUUGAGAGUGACGUUUCUAACAUAAUAUUUGUACAGGUAAUAUUUGCUAACCAUUUAGGUUCUCGUGUAAUUCAUUCAUCUGUUGAAUUUCUGUGUAUUUGUUCAUAUGUACUGAACAUACAGACAAAGUUAUCUGUAUUCAUACAACACACAAGAAGACAAAAAUGGACUUUGAAUCCUCCGUGUAAAGGAUCCGGUCUUUUCAUCAUGAAAACCACGAGAAAAAAUCAGAUCCUUGUGCGUCAUGAUAAAAUCAGCUCUGUGCCAACAGGACUUGAGGAUAAAAAUAUAAUUAUUGAUGUGAAUGUUGUACAUAACAAAGAGGAUGGAACCACAGGAGGCAUGUGCUUUACAUUUGGACAUUUUUCUGUUUGAUGUUUUAUUGUUCAGUAUUACAUUAUUUGCUUUUACUAUGAUUUAGUUUUACAGUGUUUUUAAGUUAUGCUGCAAUACAGUUCCAGGAACAUGUGAAGUUUUGUGCAAUAUUACAAUAUUAUAUUACAAUAUUACUUCAAAAGUUUUGUUUUAGAUGUGGUAAACUUUGACAAUCUCUAAAAAAACAAGAUGGGGAAUUCCUAAUUAGUCAUUAGUUAGUUGAUGAGACCAAAUUUUAUAGAUAAGAGACUUUUUUAUAUUUUGGUGAGGUCGCGUUUUUCUAGUUUUACUUAGUUAUAUAGAGCAGAGACCUUUAGACCAGGAUAGUGUCAACCAAUAUUUAAUAAGCGGUAAUCAAGAAGAAAUUAUGACCAAAAAGACACCCAAAAAAGUGUUACCUGUUGGCUACAGCUUAGACUUCUCCUGUUACAAUCAAAGUGAUCUAAUUAACGGAUGAUAUGAGGGGUGUAACAGUUACACAAUAUGGUUUGUAUUUGUGGCUUUAAACAUAUUUUAUAGGGUUUAAAGGUAUAGACUGUGAAGGUUAAAUGGUGUGGUGCAAGUUUUUAAUAAAUCACUUUCCCACC
This is a messenger RNA of Larimichthys crocea (large yellow croaker), 3207 nucleotides long. It is a transcript of the gene ccsapb, whose product is annotated as centriole, cilia and spindle-associated protein b. Lineage: Eukaryota; Metazoa; Chordata; Actinopteri; Sciaenidae. Bases 133 to 963 code for a protein of 276 amino acids. Gene Ontology annotation, biological process: regulation of mitotic spindle assembly. Gene Ontology annotation, molecular function: microtubule binding. Gene Ontology annotation, cellular component: centriole; ciliary transition zone; ciliary basal body. The record is from RefSeq and is a predicted model, not a curated record. The transcript has 5 exons.